Suillus subalutaceus is the source of this 2103-nucleotide messenger RNA. RefSeq names its product P-loop containing nucleoside triphosphate hydrolase protein. Gene Ontology annotation, molecular function: RNA helicase activity; ATP binding; nucleic acid binding. NCBI's taxonomy places the organism in Eukaryota, Fungi, Basidiomycota, Agaricomycetes, Boletales, Suillaceae. The coding region runs from base 1 to 2103 and encodes 700 amino acids. Gene Ontology annotation, biological process: ribosome biogenesis. The transcript is spliced from 4 exons. Gene Ontology annotation, cellular component: nucleus. The record is from RefSeq and is a predicted model, not a curated record.
AUGUUCCAAGAACGCCACAGUCCGGCACUUCCAGCUAAGCCUCCGACUCAGAUAAUCUCCUCUCUGUUCUCGUACAACCCUAAAGUCGAAGCUUCUAUACCCUCUGUUGUCCAAGAAACACCCUCUAAACCAAGUAACGUGCCAUUGACUGCCUCAGCCACAUUUGCAGACCUAGGUUUCCACCCUCUCCUCGUCGCUCACCUACAAUCCAAGAUGAGUAUCACUAAGCCAACAUCUAUUCAAUGUACUGCCCUUCUGACAAUCACGAAUCCCUCUUCUGAGGGCAUGAAUGCACACAACGUAUUUAUACAAUCGCAAACCGGCUCCGGAAAGACCAUGUCGUUCCUCCUACCUAUAAUCUAUGAUCUUCUCCCCCUCAGUACACACUCCUGGAUCGACCGCUUGAUAGGAACGCUCACCAUCAUUAUCGCACCUGCUCGUGAACCAGCAAAACAAAUUUCCGAUGUUUUAGAAACACUGUUAACACUUAAGCCACGUACUCGAUGGUUAGUCUCCGGCUUGCUAAGCAGAGGCGCAACUCGUGCGCACGAGAAGGCGCGUCUACAAAAAGGUGUUCCAAUUAUUGUCUCCACCCCAGGUUGCCUACUAGAUCAUUUGCAAAACACAUCUUCUUUCGACGCUGGAAAAUGUAGAUGGUUGGUUCUGGAUGAGGCGGACCGCUUAAUGGAACUCGGAUUUGAGGACACUAUCAAUGGGAUUGUGCAAGCGGUUCGGGACGGUAAGACCUUCGAGGUCAGGAGUUGGGAUUGGGACUGGCAAAGAUGGACAAUUCUUUGUUCGGCUACUAUCCGUGAAGACGUACAGAAACUCGCGGGCACCAUGUUAAUACAACCGCUAGUAAUCAAGGGACUCGACAACGAGAAGGCGGAGGAUUCGUCAGCAUCAAAACAUGGCAACAAAACAGCUACCACCAGCCCCGAGAACUUCACUCCCCCAUCACAAGUCUCCCAGAAAUAUGUUAUUGUUCCUCUCAAAAUGUGUCUCGUUGCGCUUGUCGCACUUCUUCGCUCAUUGCUUGCUCGGACACAAGGACAAAAAGGGUCGAAAGUCAUUGUAUUCCUUAGUUGUAUAGAUUCCGUCGAUUUUCACUGGUGUCUGCUAGGCAAUUUGUCUAUGGACGGCGAGAAGACGGAAAGUUCUGGGCCUGGCGAAGACAAGAGUGAUGCCGAAGAUAGCGAGGCAGAUGAAGAGGAAAGUAAAAUCGCUGCGCAGUCUUCGCUCCUUCCAGGCACUUCAAUCUUCCGUCUUCACGGCUCCCUUCCUACACCAAUUUGUCUCGCCUCUCUACAGGGAUUCUCUGCCAUUCCUUCCUCAAAAUACAAGAUACCUGCUCCCGCGUCCUCCAUUCUCCAUUGCACGUCCGUGGCAUCCCGAGGUCUCAACCUACCCCUGGUUCGUGCAGUCGUACAGCACGACCUGCCCACUGAAGGCGGUGCAACUGAGUACGUGCACAGGGUGGGAUGGACAGCACGUGCGGGCAAUGGUGGUGAAGCUUGGAGUAUCGUCACGCCCAACGAAUCUGAAUGGGUGAGAUGGGUGGAGGGGAAGAUGAGAGGCGAUGUGAUGGGAGAAAAGUCCGACGGUGACAAGAUCAACAUCACUCUUGAAGGGGCAAGCAUCGAGAGUGUGUUGGCGAAGGGUUUCGGUGGAAAAGGCUCAGAGUACGAGGCGCACGCGAUAGAAGUGCAACUUUCUUUUGAGCGGUGGGUUUUGCGGCGCAAGUCAAACGCUGACUUUGCUCGAAGAGCAUAUACUUCUUACAUGAGGGCUUAUGCGACCCAUCCUUCGAACGAAAAGCAUAUAUUCCAUGUUCGGCAUCUUCAUAAUGGACAUCCGGCAAAGGCAUUUGCGCUGCGGGAGGCGCCAAAGAUGAUUACUGACCACAAGAAUAAAAUUUCCAGCGUAUCUAAAGGCUGUGCACAGCAUGAUAUUGGCGAUGCAGAGCAACGGAUGCAAGAUGUUGUCCGUGCGCAGGGCCGGCGCUUGAAGAAGGAUGGCAGGAUGAUUAGCAGUGGGACCAACGAGUCUCAAAUUGCAUCAAGCACCACCUUGGAUUCACUCGUCCAUAGCUAUCGGUUGUAG